Messenger RNA from Lathyrus oleraceus (garden pea), 1386 nucleotides. RefSeq lists its product as uncharacterized. Lineage: Eukaryota; Viridiplantae; Streptophyta; Magnoliopsida; Fabales; Fabaceae. The transcript has a single exon. Bases 1 to 1386 code for a protein of 461 amino acids. The record is from RefSeq and is a predicted model, not a curated record.
AUGCCAACACAUGGAGGUGCUUCAGUCAGUGCCAUUAAGGAGAGUGAUAAAGGUGAAUUGAUCCAUAAAGUUGAAGAAAUUCAAACUCCUAUCACCAUGAUAGGUACACAACUGCUGAAGAGUAGUUUGAUCACGGUGGAGUUAGUUGAUGAAGAAAAUGGUAAAGAUUUGAAGAAUUUUAUCCAACGAAUGUUGGAUCAAGGCAAAUUACAGAUUGAGCAUCGUGUCAAAGGUUUGAAAGAGAAAGAAAUAGCGGUGGUUGACAUUCCGUAUGACGCAGUCAAUGUGGAAAUCCCUAUAACCCCGUUGGUGAUAGAAUUUCCAGCACCCUUCGUAUAUGAGGACGAGAAGGCAGUACCUUGGAUAUAUCAGCCCAAAGCUUUUAAGCAGGGGAAGGAAGAUCGACCUUUGGUUAUCAAUGAAUCAAAUGUCACCUCAAUCAUAAGACCAGCUGGAAUGAUACGCAAUGGCCGAGUGUUUGCACCAAGGGUUGUUGAUACUUCUGCCAAGAUUAAAGGGAAAGAAGUUGCUACUCCCAUCCAAAUCCUUGUCCCUAAUCUAGAAAUUCAAGAAAUGCAUCUAUCUCCCAAAGUUGCAUUCACCCGUGAGGAGGCAGAGGAAUUUGUGAGGAUAAUAAAGAAAAGUGAUUACAAAGUAUUGGACCAAUUGAAUCAAACCCCUUCGAAAAUCUCCAUGUUGUCCUUACUGCUCAGCUCAAAAGCACAUAGAGACUCAUUGAUGAAGGUGCUAAGCGCUGCACAUAUCACAAAGGACAUAACGGUGGAGCAAUUUGAUGACGUGAUAGAUUGUGUGACCACCAGAAAAUUCUUGGGGUUUAAUGAUGAUGAGUUGUCGAUUGAAGGGAAGAAUCAUAACAAAGCUCUACAUAUCUCCUUAAGAUGCAUAGACAUUAUACUGUCAAGAGUGUUAGUAGACACAAGUUCCUCGUUGAAUGUCAUGCCAAAAACUACUUUGGUAAAACUACCGUUGGAAGGAAUGAAUAUGAAACCUAGCACUUUGAUAGUAAAAACGUUUUAUGGCUCAAGACGAGCAGUAAUAGGGGAGGUGGACUUACCAAUUAAGAUUGGCCCGACUAUCUUCACUAUUACAUUCCAAGUCAUGGACAUACACCCCAGAUAUAGUUGUUUACUUGGGAGACCGUGGAUUCAUUCUGCAGGCGCAGUCACUUCCACUUUACAUCAGAAGUUAAAAUUCAUCAUGAAUGACAAGAUGAUUGUGAUUAGAGGAGAAGAGGAUAUCCUGAUUAGCCACUUAACUUCUUUCAGAUAUAUUAAAAUGGACGGCGAGAACACUGAGACACCAUUCCAGUCCUUGGAGGUGGUAAAUGUAAUGGCCGUUCAGCAGACAUCUGAGUCACCAAAAUGA